UCACUGCGGCAGCGUGGCGACGUCACCGCAGCCCGAGUGUGUGUGUGUCUCUCUCUCUUUUUCCACCAACCUCGUCCGUCGACAUUCGCGAAUCCGAGGAGGCGGCAGAGAGAGGAAGAGACCUCGCCAAAAAGUCGUCGUUCCGCUACGUAUUUGGGCUACCAGGUCGUGCUUGAGAGACAGCCACCAUGUCCAUCCUGAAGAUCCACGCACGGGAAAUCCUGGACUCCCGGGGCAACCCCACCGUGGAGGUCGACUUGCACACGGAGCGCGGGAUGUUCCGGGCGGCGGUCCCAAGCGGGGCGUCGACUGGGAUCUAUGAGGCUCUGGAGUUGCGAGAUGAUGACAAGGGGCGCUAUCUGGGCAAGGGUGUUCUUCAGGCUGUGUCGCACAUCAAUGACACCAUCGCCCCGGCCCUCCUCAGCCAGAGCUUCAGUGUGGUGGAACAGGAGGCGAUUGAUCAAUUCAUGCUGGACCUCGAUGGAACUGAGAACAAAUCCAAGUUUGGAGCGAAUGCUGUGCUUGGCGUCUCGCUGGCCGUGUGCAAGGCCGGGGCGGGCGAGAAGGGGGUUCCGCUGUAUCGGCACAUCGCAGACCUUGCCGGGAACUCUGAAGUCAUCCUGCCUGUCCCGGCAUUCAACGUGAUCAACGGCGGCUCACACGCCGGAAACAAGCUGGCCAUGCAAGAGUUCAUGAUCCUGCCCGUCGGGGCGGAGAGCCUCUCGGAGGCCCUGCGCAUGGGUGCCGAGGUCUACCACUCCCUCAAGGCCGUCAUCAAGAAGAAGUAUGGCCAGGACGCGACCAAUGUGGGCGACGAGGGCGGCUUUGCCCCCAACAUUCUUGAAAACAUGGAGGCCCUGGACCUCCUCACCCAAGCCAUCGGCAAAGCCGGCUACACCGACAAAAUCGUCAUCGGCAUGGAUGUGGCCGCCUCCGAGUUCUACCGCGACGGGAAAUACGACCUGGACUUUAAGUCCCCUGCGGACCCAGACCGCUACAUCUCUGCCGAUGAGCUGGCAGACCUGUACCGCACCUUCAUCAGCGACUACCCAGUGGUGUCCAUUGAAGACCCGUUUGACCAGGAUGAUUGGGAGGCGUGGUCCAACUUUACUGCCAACGCUGGCAUUCAGAUCGUUGGCGACGACCUGACCGUCACCAACCCCGCUCGCAUCCAGACCGCAGUGGAUGUCAAGGCCUGCAACUGCCUGCUCCUCAAGGUCAACCAAAUCGGAAGUGUCACGGAGUCCAUCAAAGCAUGCAAGCUGGCGCAGUCCAACGGCUGGGGAGUCAUGGUGAGCCACCGCUCGGGCGAGACCGAGGACACCUUCAUUGCUGACCUCGUCGUGGGGCUGUGCACUGGCCAGAUUAAGACAGGUGCUCCGUGCCGGUCUGAACGUCUGGCCAAGUACAAUCAGCUGAUGAGGAUUGAGGAAGAGCUGGGGCAAAAGGCGCAGUUCGCCGGCAGGAAUUUCCGCCACCCCAUGGCUUGAAAAUCCGUAGUGCAAGCCCUUCCGUAGAAAUGUGCACGUUGAAACCUAUAGCACCUCCUACCUCCCCCUGUUACCAUCACCUCUCAGUUGUGCUGCCAACCACAUAUUCACUCCCCAAGUAACAUGAGUAGCACAGAAUCCACGUGGCGGCUUGAAGAAAACUGAAGUUUCUGGUGACCGUGUUAGAAGCAAUGGCGUGGUGGGGGUGCAUGAGGAGAGAUUACCAGAAGUGACCCGAUUGGGGGAAAAAAUGUAUCCGGUGCGUUUAAACGUAUGAAACUAAAGCGAAAGUGACAAAUAGAUCAUUACAUAUGGAAAGAUUGUUGGUCAAGGCUGAUAGGAUAUGCUGAAUAAGUUUGCUUGGAGUUGUUAAUAUCUAGGGCUCAAGAAAGGUGUGCUUUGGCUUGUGACACAGAACCCACUAAAACAAACACCCAGAUAGCCAAUAGCUGAUCAGGUUGUUGAAAAUGUUUAUGAAAUGUGAGUAAUAAUUGAAAUAUGGAACAAAUGUGAAACUAGGACUUAAACAUGAAAAUAGAAACU
This is a messenger RNA of Petromyzon marinus (sea lamprey), 2033 nucleotides long. RefSeq names its product alpha-enolase-like. Gene Ontology annotation, cellular component: phosphopyruvate hydratase complex. The record is from RefSeq and is a predicted model, not a curated record. Gene Ontology annotation, biological process: glycolytic process. Gene Ontology annotation, molecular function: phosphopyruvate hydratase activity; magnesium ion binding. Lineage: Eukaryota; Metazoa; Chordata; Hyperoartia; Petromyzontiformes; Petromyzontidae.